CGGCGCCCGCGGGAGUCGCAGCCACGCCUCGCCAGCCGCCUGGGCGAGAUCCUCAUCCUGUGCUACAGCGACAUCUUCCAGAACACAGACGACGACGGGGAUGACCUCAGUGACAGCGUGAGCAGCCCGAGCAGCGUGGGCGAGUGCAUUGGUUCCGCUCGCCGCCCGUGUCCCCGCAGAAGACGGCGCGUCCCAGGGGCACCGCGACCUCCGUGGUGCGACCGCCUCCCCUGAGCCUCCACCAGCCGCCCAUGUCUCCAAGCCCGCCGUCAAGCCGCUUGCGCUCGUGCCCUUGGACCUCGCCUCGCCCGUGACCUUUGACCCUGGCGCCCCCCCGUCGCGCGCCCCCGCCGACCCCCAGUCCGCCAGCGCAGCCUCCGCGGGUCACGAGGACCGGCCGGACGCCUCCGCCGACGACGCCCUCAGGAAGGAGCAGCCGCUCCAGGAGCCGCUCGGCGAGGAGGCCCCCGACGCCUUCCCCGGCAGCCUGCACCGCAAGCGCAAGGAGCACGCCGACGGCAAGGAGGGGGGCGAGCACGACCCCAAGUUUAUCAGGUCAACAAGGGAGGUCGUUGACCACCUUGACAGCAUUCGCCCCAAGGUCACACCAUAUUCCAAGGAGCUUCUGGUGGGUCCAGGGGUGGGGCCGCUGCUGUCGCCCGCCUCGCCAGACGACUCGCUGCCCUCCACGCAAGACGAGGACGAGGAUGCCACGUCGCAGGCGGCGGACCAAGAAGAGGCACCACAGCCACAGCCCACAGGACAGUAGCACUCGCUGCCAGUCUUCGGAGGACGACGAGAGGUCAUCGUCCUACCUGAGGUCGUUGACGUCCGAGGAUGAAGAGCCGACCCGCUACGACCCCGUGCCCUCGGACAUCGUGUCGUGCCAGCCAGCUACCCAGUCCGUCAGGCCCGCGUCGCCAGUCAGUCGCGAGCCAUCGCUGGGCUUGAGCGAGCUGCUGAACGCCGGCGAGCCCGUGACGAGCGACCGCGGCUCGUGGGGCAUGCGCGAGGCCUCCCACUGCGACUCGUGGCACCGCACUGCGCCCCGCUACAGCCGCUUCGACGACGAGAGCACAAUGCAGAGCAGCUGGUAUCGCAGCGACGAGGACGACAUCAUCCUGUCGCCGCGCGCCUCGGAGGCGUUCAAGGACGUGGGUCCGGCCAACGGGUCCGAGGACUACAAGACGCCGCCGGGCCAAGGGGCGGUCAAGAUCCUCAUGAAGAACAUCAACUCCAUCAAGAAGAAGAUCAAGCGCUACGAGGAGGAGUUCGAGUCGGCCUUCGGCUACCGCCCUUCGCACAGUGAGAAGAUGAAGCACAAAGAGAUCAAGAAGUACAUGAGCGAGCUCAGCAAGGCCCGCAAGGAACUCAAACAGAUGAAGGACGACGUCGCUGGCAUGAUGUCGGUGCCAACGGUGUUCCCCCUGUCGCUGCUUCGGUGCCAGGAGUCGACCAACCCCAACGCCAGGCCCAAGAACACCUCCGGCACGGCAGACACCAUCCGCCAGGUGGAGGACAGACUGCGGGAGAAGAGGUCGGCCUCGGGACGCCCCAUGGAACUCACCAACAUGAACAAGACGGAGAUGCAGGAGGAGAAGACCGCCCUGCAGAAGGCGCUCCUGUACUAUGAGUCGGUUCACGGACGACCCACCACGAGAGAGGACAGAGACCUAGCACGACCCCUGUACGACAGAUACCGCCAAGUCAAGAGGAUUGUCAUGAGAUCUAGUUCGAGAGCCAAGGAGAACAUGGUGGAGCUGGCCCCGAUCCUGGAGCACGAAGCGAUGGACUUCACGCUGGCCUCGCCACAACACCGGGGGUCGCUGCAAGGCGACGAAAUCGAGAAGAUCUCCCUGCCGCCUUCCCCGCCCUCCACCCCGCCCGUCUUCGACUCCCCGGUCUUCGAGGCGCCAGGACACCCGGCGUGGCGUGCCUCUCGGGGACCUGCACGCGCUGCCCCUGAGCGAGCUGCGGGAGAGGAAGAAGGAGGCGCGCGACGAGAAGAAGAAGCUUCGGCGGGCACUGCGCGAGUUCGAGGAGAACUUCGAGAGGGACAUGGGGAGGAAGGUCCAGAAGGAAGACCGGGGCCCCAUGGAGCAGACUUACCUGGAUUACAAGCACGCAAAAGCGAAGUUGAGGCUGCUUGAGGCACUUUUGUCCAAACACGAGCCUCACAAGGUUUGAGUAUUUUUACAUUCAACUACCCUAGGAUAAGUGCUGAUAGAAGAGCUUAUUUUUGGGGGAAAGCAGAAGUUUGUAAUGUGCUUACAUUAUAUUAAAAGCAGUAAAUGUUUACUGUAAGUGGAUUAGGACGAAGUAGGCUCAGCUGUAUUUGGCGUCGCUCGAAAGGAUCGUCGAGUGAUGCAACUCGUUUACAGAUUGUCUAUUUUCUGUACUAGCAGAAGAGCGAGGUUUAUGGAGGACACAAGGGAAGGACGUCCCAGUCCAUGUUCCGUGCUCUGUUCGACAGGCACUGAUUAUGCAUGAACUGUGAUACAGAUAGUUGUCAAAGUUCCCAAUAUGGUUUAAAGAUUAAUUAAGGUAGAAAAUCCCUUGUUUUGAAUCUUCAUUACUAACAGUAGGUUUAAUAGUGUCUCCCAUUUCUUUUGUCUAAAUCUGCACUUUUGGAAUUAUUUUUUUCGUUAUUCAGAUUGUAGGACAUAUGAGAUUGGGAUACUUAUUUAGUUGGAAGAUGUGGAUAGCAUCUUGCAUAUUGUACCACAGAAUUUCUAAUGCAUUGAAGCUUCCAAAUAUGCUUUCUCCUUAUAAAAUCAGAACUGUGCUAAGUGUGAGGUACCUGAAUGUAGCGUUAAGGUACAGGAGCUGUGUGGACGUCUAGGGGCACGAUGACUUGGAUAAUGUGGCGAGGUUGGGGUUUCAGUUUUUUCUCUCUUACACCCUUGUUCUUGGUUCGCAGCCGUUGGGGGAGAUUCGCGUGUUAUUUGUCUUAGAAGAGGACAAGAAAAAUGAAUUUAACAAAAGGAUUCAGAUAUAUCAUUUCAUGCUUUUCGGGAGAAAUGAAUGGUCAUUUCAAUUUAAAAAAAAAAGAGAGAAAAAAACGUGUUGAGUUCUUUGGGAUGGUGUUCCUUGUUUCCUCAUUUUGCGAAUAGGAAUUUUUGUGUAAUGUGGAAAACGUCUUUCCUACGACAGAUGAACUGUGUAAAGGGUAUAAAAUGACACAGGUUUAAUAGAGGAUGGGUUUAUUUUUGGUCUGCUUGUCACAUGAUGAUUUACAAGUAUAUCCUAGACAAAAGAAUGUUGUGGUAUGCAUUUACUGUUUGUAAGUGUAUGAAGAAUAUGACUACUUAUCACUGUUGGAUGUAGGAGAUUUGUAGCCUAUUUUGUAUGUGUUACCAUUCCACAGUGGUUACCCUACAUAAAUAAUAUAUGGCAGCUUGUAUGCUGCAUCUUCAGUGUACUUAGUUGUUAAAACACACAAAUCUCUAGUGUAUUGUUAGCAAGAUGCAUUUGGACAUUGUUGUCAAGACUGCAGAUUUUUUUCAUAUAUAUUGUUUGAAAAGCAGGUUUGUUGUGGAUGCAAUUGCAUUUUGUAUCUAUAAUUAAGAAGGCGUGUUUAGAUCGUCAAGUUCUCCUGCAUGUACGAGCUAGCAGUGAUUUCCAGAAAACUUACUGAAGCCUGAAUAAUGUAUGUGCUCAUCCAAAAAAGUCUUCAUAUUAAAGCUUGGAAUUACUAUCUGAUAAAUGUAACAAGUAAGUGUAGUUUAAUGUUUGCUUUUUACAGUUAUAUCCAUGCAAAUGCAUUCACUGUUAUUUGAAGAGUGGAGUUUUAUAACAGGCUGUAGGGUAUAGUCAGUGCAUUCACAAGUAGGGUUAAAAAAAUGACCAGUGAUGAUACAAUAUUGAAGUGUUCUUGCCUCUGUAGUUCAUUGCAGCUUCAAACUGUCUGUUGUUACUUUGUAAUGCUCUAGAUUAUGAAGUAAAAAUGAUAUGGUCUUGUACCUGUUAGGAUAUUCAGACAAGAUUACUAGAGAAAUUGAUAUUAUCCUAUGUGAAAAUGAGAUAUUGAUUGUAGUGGUUGUUUGCUCAAAGCAAGGAAGAAAAAAUAACAAAAAGAAAAUGUUUUCUUCACCCAUUGAUCAUGCAUGUCUCUGCAAAAUGAUCAUAUGAAGUCUGACCUUCAUUCUUACUGCCAAAAAAAGGAGAAGGAAAGAAAAAAAAGGAUGCAAAUGAUGAAUAAAUAUUUGACUUUACAAACAA
Penaeus monodon (black tiger shrimp) is the source of this 4221-nucleotide messenger RNA. RefSeq lists its product as uncharacterized. NCBI's taxonomy places the organism in Eukaryota, Metazoa, Arthropoda, Malacostraca, Decapoda, Penaeidae. The record is from RefSeq and is a predicted model, not a curated record.